Molecule: messenger RNA, 489 nt
Organism: Trichobilharzia regenti
Lineage: Eukaryota; Metazoa; Platyhelminthes; Trematoda; Strigeidida; Schistosomatidae
Source: the annotation of a GenBank genome assembly
AUGAGCGGUAAUCAGUCGUUUGAUCAAACAACUCAUUCGGAUGUAUAUGACCGAAUUUUAAAGAACAGCAUACUUGGUACUAAAUUGGUUAAAAAAGCGGUAAUAUGCAAUCGAAAUUCUGGUGCUAUCAAUGCCUAUGGACCAGAGGACUUUACACCGUCUGUAGAACAAAUCAAUAAGUUUUUAAUGUUAUCGCAAGCUGAACGUGCAGAUCGUGUUAUUCUAGAUAAACACUUUGACAUUGGUAUGGAUAAAUGCUUGUACAAAGAUGUAGAAGAUGAUACAGGAGUACUGAUAGCCGAUGUAAUCCAGUAUUACACCAUACCAAAUGCAAAUGAACAUACUAAUACUGCUAGCAAGUAUGAAUUAGCCGGCCUAUUGACAAAGAAUUCAAUACUUAUUAGUAUCUAUGUUGCUGAGCAUAAAAUAAAAGAAUCUAAACAAUUAUUACUUGAAAUGAGAGAUUAUUUAGAUGCACAAGGAAUGUAA